CCGAUCGACACCGGAAGAGGAAAUUAUUCCUGGGGAUGAGCCACAGGUUGUGUCAGUUAAAUACAUCGGCAAUAACUAGGACCAAUGGCAUUACCCACACUCUCAUCUUCAUGGCACAGUCGAAGCAGGGUGCUUGAACAACAGAUUGUGCGUCAUAGAGAGCAGGAAGCUCGAUUUCGGCAUCAAUGGGACGUAACAAACCAGUAUUUUAAACAGUCCAAUGUAUGCAGCAGUAAGCAAGCCCAGUGGAGCUCCAGACAGUCUUACCAACAGAGUAUGAAUGCUUACCAUCGUGAGAAGCAGAAAGAGGAGAAAAAAAACAACCUAGAUCGACGGAAGGAACAGCUGCGUAAACUUUUACAAGAGGAGCGAGAUAUGCUUGAGGCAGAAUUGAAAGAACUUCGUCUAAACAAGGAACCAGCCAUUACACAGAUGAGGGAAAGGACAGAGGAGUUGAAGUCUGCCCGGGAAGAGCGUCGGAAACAGCUUGCAGAAGAGUUAUUGUAUGAAAACUGGAAGAAGAACAAUGACAAACUGCGUGAGGUUGAACAUAGCUUGCAUAAGAAACACGUGGUUGAUGCUUGGUGUGAGCAAGUCACAGAGAAAAAUCAGGAACGAGCAGCAGAGGAUGAGGAAAAGAGGAGGUAUGAAAAUGAAUAUGAGCUUGCAAGGCGAGAAGCUAUAGAAAGAAUGAAGAGAGAGGAGGAGAGACGUAGAGAGGCAGAGGAGGAGCGCGCUCAGGUCCUGCGCCAACAGAUAGAUGAGCUCAAAUUGCGGGAGUUAGAAGCAAAAAAAUUAAAGAGAGAACAAGAAGAUUUACUGAGGCAUCAGUGGGAAGUAGAAGAGCUUGAAGAACAGAGGAAGUUUAUGGAGGAACGCAGAAAAAAGACAGAACUUGGUCACUUCCUGAGUCGUCAGUAUACUGCCCAGAUGAAGAGGCGAGCACAACUGGUACAACAGGAACUUGAAAUGGACAUGAAGAUUCUUGCUGCUCUCAUAAAUAAGGAGGAUGAUCAGAUGCGUCUGCAGUCAGCACGGAGGGAACAAGCUGCUGCUGAUGCUGCCUGGAUGAAGCGUGUUAUUGAGGAACAGCUUCGUUUGGAGAGGCAACGGGAGGCAGAGCUGGACACUCUAUUCAGAGAGGAAGCUAAGCAAGUGUGGGCAAAACGAGAAGCAGAAUGGGAAAGAGAGAGGAACGCACGGAAUCGCCUAAUGAAAGAGGUACUGGCAGAGCGACAACUGCAGAUCCAAGAGAGGAUAGAACAAAACCAACGUGCUCAAAAGGAAGCACUGAAAAUCCGUGAACAGCUUAUUAGAGACCUUGAAGAUGCGAAACAACUCACCUCCAGAGAGAAAAAAGAGGUGGAGGAGCAGAGAACUGCUCGGAGGUUAGAGCUGGAAGCACAGAUUUCUGAACGUUGCCUACAGGAGAACAAAGCCAUUUUACAAUUGGAGGAAGAAGAUAGAGAAGCCAGACUGGCAGAGGAUAAGGAAAAUGACUUAUUGCAACAGGAAGAAGAAAUUAUGACUCAGAGGGGUUAUCAGAAAAAGUCUUUUGGACGUCCCAGAACAGCAUGGUCAUGACGGGAAUAGUUUGAUGGAUGCUGCCUUCAUUUAGAACAGUUGCUUCAUCCGAGACAGCAGAUGAUUUUACAAGAACUAUAAACCAGCAUAUUUAUUAUUAAUAAUCAAAACUUAGAUGUAAAUAUAUUUUGUGCUGUAAUCAUGCUAGUUUUUUAUUCACAAACUAUACUAUGUCUCUGGUAUAAUUUCAUUAUUACGGAGCGUGUUUAAACGUUUUUUGUUUACGUUUAUAACUACUGUUUAUCAGAUAACAUCCUGCAAAUAAAGUUUUGGUUUCACUUAA
This is a messenger RNA of Bombina bombina (fire-bellied toad), 1867 nucleotides long. It is a transcript of the gene TCHP, whose product is annotated as trichoplein keratin filament binding. The transcript has 13 exons. Gene Ontology annotation, cellular component: keratin filament. Lineage: Eukaryota; Metazoa; Chordata; Amphibia; Anura; Bombinatoridae. Gene Ontology annotation, biological process: apoptotic process. The coding region runs from base 85 to 1584 and encodes 499 amino acids. The record is from RefSeq and is a predicted model, not a curated record.